AUGAACUAUGUACUAACUUCAAAUGAAGAAGCGAAACUACCUAUUUUAAGAUCAGAAUUUGAGCUGGUGCUUCAUUACUUGAAACAAAAUAAAGCAGCUGGGGCUGAUAAUAUAACAGCAGAGUUAUUGCAAUUUUCUAGCAUGAUGAUAAAGAACGCAUUAUAUCGACUCAGGAUAUAUAUGAGAAAGGGGAGGUACCGGAUGAUUACUGUAAAAGCAUAA
This is a messenger RNA of Cinara cedri, 222 nucleotides long. Lineage: Eukaryota; Metazoa; Arthropoda; Insecta; Hemiptera; Aphididae. The record is from the annotation of a GenBank genome assembly.